AUGAGUGAACACGGAACAAGGAGAGCAAGAUAUGCAGUGAUGACGAUCUCACAUCGAGUGACACGUAGUCGGUCUUCUGGAAGUUCUGUUGCAAGGGAGAACACGACUGUAGAUCAUAAUGAACCUGCUGAUCCUUCUGCAGCAGAUGAGCAAAGAGGAGGUCACUUGCGAGGUAGUGCAGAACUUCCCCCAAUCAUUCCCAAUGAGCAAGAUCGUCCGUUGAUUGAGCCACAAGGAAACUCAUGA
Miscanthus lutarioriparius is the source of this 246-nucleotide messenger RNA. The record is from the annotation of a GenBank genome assembly. Lineage: Eukaryota; Viridiplantae; Streptophyta; Magnoliopsida; Poales; Poaceae.